AUGAUUCUCGUAGCCUUCGCCGCCGUCCUCGCGCUCGCCGCGCCCUCGCUCGCGGCGGUACAGGAUGACUGCCUCGCUCUCACCCCGCAGACGACGGUCGAGAACUCCAAGAUCCGGGUCUUGGAGUUCGCGUCGUCCGGCACCAAGCUCGAGUUCCCCGAGCAGAGCGAGUCCUGCGGCCGGUCGAGCCAGGUCGUUAGAGCGAACAUCUGUCGCGUUGCCAUGAACGUCACCACUUCGGGCAAGUCGGAGGUUGUGACCGAGGUCUGGAUGCCCGAGAAGUGGAACGGUCGUUUGGUUACUGUCGGUGGUGGAGGUCUUGACGGAUGCGUUCACCAUGAGGAUCUCGCAUAUGCCACUGCAAACGGCUUUGCGGCUGUUGGCACGAACAACGGACACGACGGGACUACUGCGUCUCAAUUCCUCAACAACGACGAGGUGGUCUUGGACUUUGCCUCAAGAGCGCUUCACGUGGGCGUCGUCGCGGGCAAGCAGCUCGUCCAGUCACUGUACAAGACGGAGACCAAGAAGUCGUACUACCUGGGAUGCUCCCUCGGCGGCCGCCAGGGCAUCCAGGCCGCAGACAUGUUCCCCGAGGACUUUGACGGCAUCGUAGCCGGCGCCCCCGCCGUCGACUUCAACAACCUCUACUCCUGGCGAGCCGGCUUCUUCCCCUUGACCGGGGCCGCCGGCUCCCCAAACUUCAUCAAGCCCGAGGUCUGGAAGACGACGAUCCACAACGAGAUCCUCAAGCAGUGCGACAAGCUCGACGGCGCCGAGGACGGCAUCCUCGAGGACCCCUCGCGCUGCGUGUUCGAGCCCAAGCGGCUGAGGUGCAACUCCCGCACCGCCGACCGCAGCAAGUGCCUCACCAACGCCCAGAUCGACAUCGUCAGGAAGAUCUUCAGCCCCACCAACUACCCCAACGGCACCUUCUUCUGGCCCGCCAUGAACCCCGGCAGCGAGCUCGUCUCGGCCGACGGCCUGUACAGCGGCAAGCCCUUCGCCCUCUCGCAGAACUGGUUCCGCUUCGCCGUCCACAACGACCCCAAGUGGGACCCGGCCACGUACAGGCUCGAGCGGGACGGCGUCCUCGCCGACCAGAAGAACCCGGGCGGAGUCCGCACGAACCCGAGCGACCUGUCGGCGUUCAAGAACAGGGGCGGCAAGCUGCUCAUGUACCACGGCCUGCAGGACAACCAGAUCACGAGCUUCCACACGCCCGUCUUCUACGAGCGCCUGCUCAAGGGGAUGAAGCUGGACAACGCGGGCAUGGACGAGUUCGCGCGGUAUUUCCAGAUCUCGGGCAUGUUCCACUGCAACGCGGGGCCGGGCGCGUGGGUCAUUGGCCAGGGAGGCGGCGCGGCUUCGAUUGCGGAUAAUCUGCCCUUCGACGCGGAGCACAAUGUCCUCGCGGCCGUCGUGAACUGGGUUGAGAGCGGUGCGGCUCCGGAUACGAUCAAGGGGACCAAGUUCGUUAACGACUCUGCGGAUCAGGGUGUUGAGUUCCAGCGCAAACAUUGCAGGUACCCGUUGCGUAAUACGUUCAAGGACAACGGCUCGGGCCCGAAGAAUGCGGAUAAUUGGGAGUGCAAGCCUGCGAAAUGA
Colletotrichum karsti is the source of this 1608-nucleotide messenger RNA. RefSeq lists its product as uncharacterized. The record is from RefSeq and is a predicted model, not a curated record. The transcript is spliced from 3 exons. Bases 1 to 1608 code for a protein of 535 amino acids. Lineage: Eukaryota; Fungi; Ascomycota; Sordariomycetes; Glomerellales; Glomerellaceae.